GCAUGAUUAUACAGUAACAUUUGGACCACCCCUCUGCAUUGUAACAAAUAUGGCCUACAUUAGCAGCGCAAGGUAUAUUUAGUAAUCGUGGGAGAUUUUGGAGGUACAUGCGGCAUUUGUGGCACUAAGUGGGGUGUCUUGAAACAACUAGUGCGUGCCAUAGUGCUGUGUCUGUUGUCUAACCAUGCCGGUAGCAGAAACUGUUGCAACAGUGUUUGGGAUUCUUCUUCUUGGCGCAGUUAUCACAAUAGGUGUUUUAGUUUAUAAGAAUAGGAAUUCACCUUAUACACAAGGUGCAUACAGAAGAAUAAACAGUCGAAGUUCAUCCGGACAACAAACAAACACUUCUAUCCACAAUGGUAAUAAGAUAUCUUAUUCUAAACAAGAUCAAAUUCGUUUGACAAAUACAAACUGUUGUCUGUACAGAGGGAAAUUUGAAGGAAACAUAGACAUUGCAGUUAAGAAAAUUCGAGUUACUACAAGUAAAAGAAGCAAAAUUAGAAGAGAUCUAAACAGUCUACAGGAGAGAUUAAGGCGUGUUGUAGAUAUAAACCACAACCUUUUACGUGAAUGUUCAGUGUUAAAUGUUGUCAAAUUUUUCUGCUACGAGUUUAAAGAGGAGAAGGGUAGAUCUUACUUGCCUCUAGCAUUAGAACUAUGUGACUGUAAUCUUGACGAGUUCAUUCUGUCAAGACAAAGCUACCCACCAGUUGCAAACAACAAUAUCAUCUCGCAGAUCUUAAAUGGACUUCAUUAUCUUCAUUCCCGACAAAUUGUCCACCGUGAUCUAAAACCAUCCAAUGUGUUGAUGAAACAAACACAAAGUGGUGAACUCAUUUUCAAGUUAUCUGACUUUGGUCUGUCUAAACUGAACACUUCCACAAAUAACGGCGUACCUUCAGAAAAGUCUUACUUAAGUGACGAGUACGGCACUGUUGGUUGGAUUCCUCCAGAAAUAUUUGCUCUACGUAAACAAUCAGUGCCAAAUCCAGACAAGAGCUACUGGAAAAGAAGUGACAUCUUCCCUUUGGGACUAAUCUUCUACUAUAUUGCAACUGAUGGUCACUAUGUUUUCAUUAAUCAAGAUGAUAUCCAGAGUGGUAUAGCUGAUUUUACGUACAUUUCUGGAAACGAUCCUAUGUUGCAACUCCUGCGACACAUGCUUGCUCCUAAACCUGAAGACAGACCAUUCACUGACGGCAUAAUGAAGCACCCAGCUCUUUGGAGCACUGAGAAAACGCUGGAUUUCUUUGACAAUACAAGCAACCUAAUAAUGGAUCGAGCAGUGUCAUUAACCUGUUCAAUAGAACAAAAUGCUGUCAAUAUUCUACGAGGCGACUGGCGGGUUCAUUUGACACCAGCAGUAGAAAACUCUUUAUUCCCUCAAAUUAGCACUUACAAUCGCCGCGGCAGAAAUCAAAAUCAACCAAGUUAUGAUAAAACAUCUGUACAGUCUUUACUGCGCGCAAUAAGGAAUAAUAAAGGUCAUUUCUAUCAGUUGACACCAGCCGUUCGAGCAGAGUUUGGGAACGUUCCAGAUGGUUAUUUGAGUUACUGGACCAGCAAGUUUCCGGAGCUUCUGAUGCAUACAUACCACGCAAUGAAGGUUCAUUCUUCACAAUCAUGCAUUAGCAGAUUUUACGCCUGAGCAAUCAAGUUGGUGUUCUUCAUCACAAUCACAGCAGAUAAAUUAAUUCAUAUUGUAUUUCAAAACAAGAGCUGUCCGUAAGACAGCCAAUGCUCUACUGUUUAAAUUGUUGUUCCAGAAGCAGGGAUAUUACCAAAAAUACUAGUAUUGAAAUUUCUUUAACUUGAAUACAAAACUUUAACUAGAAGUUUUUUUAGUUCAAAAGUGAACAUAAUUUUGCUUACCACGUGUCAGAGUUAUGGGACUUGAUGCCACACCUAGUUUCAUAACCCCAAAGACACGUGUGAAUUUUAAAAUUUAAUUCAGUAUCUGCAUUACUUUAGGAUAAAGUAACUUGCAUGCAUAUAACUUUAACCAAGGUUUUUAAGUCCAAACGACAGCACAAUUUGGACAAAAUACAUGUCAGAGUUAUGGGUCUUGACCCAAUGGGGUUAGUAACUGAUCUAAAACAAAUUCAAAAAAAUUCAAAGCUAUAUUCUUUUAAAUGAUAGCUAAAUGUACUUGCAUGCAAAACUUAAAUCAAGGUGUGACAGAAUAGCUUCGAAUAGUUGAGCUAAAACUAGGAAAUGAAAUUACGUGAAUUUCAAUUAAUAUGUGAACUUACAUUAUUACCGUCAUUUAUGAGAAUGCAGGCGUUGUAAGUUCUGUAAAAUUGACCAUUUCCAUCUGCAUUUAAAAUAAUGAAUUCAUUACUAUCUACACUAUCUACGCUUUCUUUCUAAAUUGUAUUUUCUUUCUAAAUUGUGCUCAAGUUACUUUUAUAUUAUUCUCUGCUUUUCUGUUUGAAUGUGUGUAAUUCGUAUUCUGACAAAACAUUUUUUUUUCUUCCUUUUUGUCUUGUAAGCAUAAUUGUCUAAUGCUCCCUUAUUCUUACCCAAAUUCCCUUAAAAAGCCCUGUUGAGGCAAAUCACCCUUAUUGACCAUCUGAAAAUAUGGCAUGUAUGUCUAUGCAGUAUCAACAUUUUUUUAUGUAAUUUGUUGAACAUUAUGUUCUUAAGUAUAUUUUAUCUUGCAGACAUGAUUAAAAUAUUGUUGCUUAAAGGUGGUAAUCACAGAUAUGCAGCAGUUUUUGACAUUUUACAUUUUUAGUGUAUUCUGACUGAGGUUUUUAAAUUGAACAAAAAUACCCAUUACAUAAGAGCUUUAUCCCUAUAAGAAACGUGUAUCUUUUUAUCUUCUAUGUAAUUAUCCCCAUUAAUAUGAAAGUAUUCAUUUUGGCAGACAUGUUUUAGCAAAACAUCCUUAAAACUGGAAUCUGUUACAUUGCAUAAAGUACCACUGGCAUCAGUGUGCACAAAAACAUUUUUACAUUCUUCAGUUUUGUUUUAUACUCCUUUUUCACCACGUUUUGUUCAACAAGUAUCAGGGAAAUACAUGUCUCGAAUAUACUUUAAUGUUUUGAUACAAGAAAAGAAAUUCAAAAUAAAAAGUUCUAUUUACAA
Molecule: messenger RNA, 3090 nt
Organism: Mercenaria mercenaria
Lineage: Eukaryota; Metazoa; Mollusca; Bivalvia; Venerida; Veneridae
Product: serine/threonine-protein kinase/endoribonuclease IRE2-like
Exons: 2
Coding region: 185-1648 (487 amino acids)
Biological process (GO): protein phosphorylation; IRE1-mediated unfolded protein response; mRNA processing
Cellular component (GO): IRE1-TRAF2-ASK1 complex
Molecular function (GO): RNA endonuclease activity; protein serine/threonine kinase activity; ATP binding
Source: RefSeq, a predicted model, not a curated record